GUUUUCUCUCACAGAUGUUAUAUUGAAAGAGAAAGAAAGAAAAGAGAGGAUUUAGGAAUAGAUUUACAAACAGUUUCACUGAGUCUUGAAGAUAACGAACAACUAGCUGAACAAGGUGAGGUACUGACGAGUCGUUAUAUAAAAGGAUAUUUACGUCAUGUUUAUCCACUUUUCUUUGAAGAAGGAAUCCGUGCUCUUCAUGAUUAUUUAAUGUGUGAAGAAAUGUUGAAUUAUAUUGGUAGACAUAUUGGUAUUACAGAUCUUAUGUUAUGCUCGGAUUUUCCUGCCAAAGACUCAACUGUUGUAAAAACGUUAAAAGCUUUGAUUGGUGCAAUUCAACAAGAAAAGGAUGAAGAAAGAGCCAGAAGAUUUAUUCGUGAUUUUAUUUUACCACAAUUAAUUGGUGUGGAUGUCAAUGAAACAUGGAAAGUUGUUAAUCCUGUGGGUUUAUUGUCCGCAAUCCUUAAUUCACAGAACCGCGGGUUACCUGAACCAAGGUUGUUAAGGCAGGCAGCUAGUAAUACAGUCUUGGCUGUUUAUCAUGUUGGUAUUUAUUCAGAUAAACAGCUCAUUGGAAAAGCCCCAGGUGAAACUAUUAGCAUAGCGGAGGAAAUGGCAGCCAGGGAUGCUCUUAAAAAUUUAAUGAAAACAGCGGACAGCCGACCAGCUUUACUUCUGGGAAAACAUGCAGAGGAUUUAAAGUUUGAUGAAAAUAAAACUAAUAUUAGUGCUAUAGACUUUAUAGAACAACAUGAACCUAAACAAAAAGCAGAGAUAACGAGUUGAUUGACUAUAUAAACAAACAGGGGAGAUAACUAGUUGAUUGGAUAAACAGAUAUUAAUAGACUAGACAAUCUGUGUGUUAAUUUUUAUAAAUAAAAUGUAUAGAUCAAUGAA
Molecule: messenger RNA, 897 nt
Organism: Patella vulgata (common limpet)
Lineage: Eukaryota; Metazoa; Mollusca; Gastropoda; Patellidae
Product: 39S ribosomal protein L44, mitochondrial
Exons: 8
Biological process (GO): rRNA processing; primary miRNA processing; regulation of gene expression
Cellular component (GO): nucleus
Molecular function (GO): ribonuclease III activity; double-stranded RNA binding
Source: RefSeq, a predicted model, not a curated record